Molecule: messenger RNA, 2149 nt
Organism: Trichomycterus rosablanca
Lineage: Eukaryota; Metazoa; Chordata; Actinopteri; Siluriformes; Trichomycteridae
Gene: ppm1ab
Product: protein phosphatase, Mg2+/Mn2+ dependent, 1Ab
Exons: 6
Coding region: 432-1628 (398 amino acids)
Biological process (GO): positive regulation of canonical Wnt signaling pathway; positive regulation of canonical NF-kappaB signal transduction; peptidyl-threonine dephosphorylation
Cellular component (GO): nucleus; cytosol
Molecular function (GO): magnesium ion binding; protein serine/threonine phosphatase activity; manganese ion binding
Source: RefSeq, a predicted model, not a curated record
AGCGGUGCAGGAGAGAGAGAGAGAGAGAGUGAGAGUGAGAGAGAGAGAGAGAGAGUGUGAGAGAGUGCGGUGGGAGUGAGUGAAUCUCUUCUUUGAGAUUCCAGAGACGGAAAACGCAAAAUAAAGCUACAGCAGAAACAAUGGACAUUACAGUAGCUCACAUUCUUACACUGCAGGGAUGAACUGCAGUGAGAUUCUGCUCGCUCUCAGUUCGUUUUUCAACUCACCAACACAGCCAGCUAGUGAGGAACAGGCUAACCAGCUGCUUAGCUAGCGCUACCUGGUUUGUUUACUUUUGAAGCUACGCUUGUUGGUUAAAUUGACGGCUAGCUGGUUCGUGAAUCGAGUUGUGCUGUUAGCUGUUUUCUCCGCAGCUUUUUGGCUUCGACUUCGGCUUCCACACAGGCCUGUAAAGAGCUCAAUAAACAAAAAUGGGUGCUUUCCUGGACAAGCCAAAGAUGGAGAAGUGUAACUCACAUGGCGAAGGAAAUGGCCUGCGCUAUGGUCUGAGUAGCAUGCAAGGCUGGCGAGUAGAGAUGGAAGAUGCUCACACUGCUGUCAUUGGCCUUCCUCAUAACCUCAGCAAAUGGGCAUUUUUUGCUGUUUAUGAUGGGCAUGCUGGCUCUCAGGUGGCUCGCUACUGUUGUGAACACCUGCUGGAUCACAUCACUAGCAACCCGGACUUCAGGAGUGGAGGUUCAGGUGGAAGCAGUGAGGACUCUCGCCCUGAGCCCUCAGUGGAAAGUGUAAAGAAUGGCAUUCGCACUGGCUUUCUACAGAUCGACGAGCACAUGCGCAGUAUGUCAGAGCGCAGGCACAGCGCUGACCGUAGUGGCUCAACAGCUGUUGGUGUAAUGGUGUCGCCAAGCCAUUUUUAUUUCAUCAACUGCGGUGACUCAAGGGCAUUGCUAAGCCGCGGCGGCCGGGUCCACUUCUUCACCCAGGAUCACAAGCCCAGUAAUCCUCUAGAAAAGGAGAGAAUUCAAAAUGCUGGUGGUGCAGUUAUGAUUCAGAGAGUCAACGGUUCUCUGGCUGUAUCUCGUGCGCUUGGAGACUUUGACUACAAGUGUGUACAAGGAAAGGGCCCAACAGAGCAACUGGUGUCCCCGGAGCCUGAGGUGUAUGAGAUUGAGAGGUCAGAUGUGGAGGAUGAGUUUGUGGUGUUAGCCUGUGAUGGAAUCUGGGAUGUCAUGACCAAUGAGGAACUAUGUGACUUUGUGCGCUCAAGACUGGAGGUGACAGAGGACCUGGAGAGGGUGUGUAACGAAAUAGUGGACACCUGUUUGUAUAAGGGUAGCCGUGACAACAUGAGCGUGGUACUGCUAUGCUUUCCAGGUGCACCCAAGAUUAAUCCAGAAGCUGUGAAGAGAGAGGCUGAGCUGGAUAAGUACUUGCAGAACAGAGUAGAAGAACUCAUUCAGAAGCAGGGUGUGGAGAGAAUUCCAGACUUAGCCCAUGUGAUGUGUGUGUUAGCUACGGAGAGUAUUCCCAACCUUCCGCCUGGGGGAGAACUGGCUAGCAAACACAGCUUUGUGGAGGAAACGUACAAUAAACUCAAGCCCUACCAAAGUGACAGCACAUGUGGAGCCACCAACUGGGGUAAUGUAUGUGGAUCCUCCCAGCUCUAAACAGGACCUGUUCCAUCCUCACAACUGUCACCUGUAUGAAUUUUAUGAGGAAAAAACUCAUGAUUCUUGUUGACUCAUAAUGUAAUGACAGGAGCUUCCAGUUCUACAUUUAGAUACAUCACAUGUACAAAGUCUUGUGGUCACCCUACACAUAUAGCUAUAAACAUUAGGAUGGGGUCAUGCUGCAUUUUCAAACAUGAGCCUCCUUUAAGCCAUGAGGAUGUUAACUAAAUUUAGUCCUGCUCUUAGUUCACACAAAUUAUUUUAGAAUUGUUGGUUGGGCUUAAGGUCAGGCCUGUUUAGGCCAUCUAGUUGUUCCACAAUUCUCAACUUAAUAAAUCUCCCUUGACUAUUAUCCUCCUCCAUCAAGCUUUACAGUUUGUACAAUGGUAGCCAACUGUAGCAGACAAGCUGCUUUGCCAGCUGAUGCUAGGUACUCUGCUAUGCUAUACUCUUAUUGGGAUUAUGUGGUUACUACUUUGCAGCUGAGCUGUUGUUUUUCCUAGAUUUUUUAACAUAAU